Molecule: messenger RNA, 4101 nt
Organism: Prorocentrum cordatum
Lineage: Eukaryota; Dinophyceae; Prorocentrales; Prorocentraceae
Source: the annotation of a GenBank genome assembly
AUGGCCGAGGCCCCCCACGAGGACGACCAGCCGCCGCCCAAAGACGUGUGCGUGCAGUACAACGGGGAGGAGUAUGACUGGCCAGCCCUGUCGGGCUCCCAGGACAUCGCGGUCUUCCAAGAGAACAUUCUGCAUUAUUUCCGCGUGCCCAUUGAGCGGCAGGCCAUCUACUCCCAUGAGGGGCCCGUCCUCACUUCGGACGACGUGGCGCGGGAGCUCCUGCGCGACACCCCUCGCUUCAGCGUCUACGAUCGCGGCGGGUCCUCCCGCAGGAACCUGCUGUCGGAGCUCGUGACCACGGGGGACGGCUGGUUCGACCCGCCCGCACUCGCGACAGGCGGCACGGCCCCGCCGGGCUUCCCCGAUGCGGCGGGCGCGGGCGCGGGGCAGCACGCCGGCGAGGUGGAAGACCUGGGCACGCCGAGGCCGUGCGCCCGGGGCGGCCCCACGGAGCCCGCCGCCGACGAGGCCUCUGGCGCGCUCUUGCUGCCGGCGCCGUUGCCGGCCGCGCCCUUCUCCGCGCUGCGGUCACAGGGUCAGCUGCCUGGCGUGCCCGAGGGCCCGGAGCGGGAGCCGGUGGGGGAGCGGGGCACGCUCGCGGAGGUCGAGCAGCAGCUCGCUGAUCGCACCAGGCUGGAGCUCGGGGCCCUGGAGAGGGCGACGGCCAUGGAGGCGGCCAUGGAGUUGCAGCAGCAGAGGCUGGCGGACCUGGAGGGCUCCCUGCAGGUCAGGCGCCAGGGGCAGCUGCAAGACGAGGCGGCCCUGGCAAGGGUCGAGCAGCAGCUCUCUGAUCGCACCAGGCUGGAGCUCGGGGCCCUGGAGAGGGCGACGGCCAUGGAGGCGGCCAUGGAGCUGCAGCAGCAGAGGCUGGCGGACCUGGAGGGCUCCCUGCAGGUCAGGCGCCAGGGGCAGCUGCAAGAGGAGGCGGCCCUGGCAAGGGUCGAGCAGCAGCUCUCUGAUUGCACCAGGCUGGAGCUCGGGGCCCUGGAGAGGGCGACGGCCAUGGAGGCGGCCAUGGAGUUGCAGCAGCAGAGGCUGGCGGACCUGGAGGGCUCCCUGCAGGUCAGGCGCCAGGGGCAGCUGCAAGAGGAGGCGGCCCUGGCAAGGGUCGAGCAGCAGCUCUCUGAUCGCACCAGGCUGGAGCUCGGGGCCCUGGAGAGGACGACGGCCAUGGAGGCGGCCAUGGAGCUGCAGCAGCAGAGGCUGGCGGACCUGGAGGGCUCCCUGCAGGUCAGGCGCCAGGGGCAGCUGCAAGAGGAGGCGGCCCUGGCAAGGGUCGAGUCCACCUCCCUGGCAGCCUGUCGGGAGGCGGAGCAGCUCAGGCUCGAGGUCCAGGAGUUGCGCGGCUCGGCGGGCCGUGCGGCCGACUCACUUCGGCAGGAGGUCUGGGAGGCGCGCGAGGAGUGCGGGCAAGAGCGCAUGGCCUGCCAGCUCCGCGUGGAGCGCCAGGAGUCGGAGGCCGAGUGGUCGAUCGGCGCGCUGGAAAGAAGCCUGAACCUGCUGGAAGAGGAGCAGGCGGCGCAGCAGCGCGAGGACCAGCAGCGGUGCCAGCGGCUGGAGGCGCAGGUGGGCCAGAGCAUGGCGCGCGCCGCCACCCUGCUCGGCGAGAACGACGACCUCCGCACGAGGAUGCAGGGGCACGAGCAGCAGGAGAGGGACCUCGAGGCCACCUGCCAGGAGAUCAGGGCCACCUGCAGGAACCUGGAGGCCGCCCAGCGGCAGUUCGAGGCCACGCCGGCGAUGGGGGACGAGGGCGCCAUGCUGUGCCGGGAGUUCGAGCUGCAGGUCCAGGCCCUGCGGGGCAGGGCCCAGCAGGGCGACGCGCAGCUGCACGGCGGCCAGGAGGCACGGGCGGAGGAGCUGAUGGAGGCGCUGCGGCGCGCGGAGGACAGCGGCUCGCGCGUGCUCGGCGAGGCGCGAGCGGAGGAGGCCCAGGCGGCGCAGGACAUGAGGAGCGAGAUGGAGCGCCGCCUGUCCGCGGCCCGCGAGGAGCUGCGGCAGCGCGAGCAGGACUACCGGCGCCACGUCGGCGAGCUCGAGGCCAGCCUCCGGAGCGCGGUGGGCGCCAUGGAGCGCACCCGGGAGCUGCACGACCAGCUCCGCUGCGAGGCCGGCGAGAAGGCGGACUGCAUCCGCGCGCUGCGGCGGGAGAGCGCAGCGCUGAGCCAGGAGGUGGGGGCCGAGAGGCACGAGUGCGCCGCCCACCUGGAGCUGGCGUCCCAGCUCCGCGCCGCGGGGCUGGAGGCAGGCGCCCGCGAGCAGCGGCUGGAGGCCGAGUGCGCGGGCGCGGCAGGCCAGGCGCGCGCCCUGGAGGAGCUGCGGCUGCGGGAGGCCUCCCAGCAGGUGUGCAUCCGGGACCUGCAGGGUGCGCUGGAGCGGCAGCGCCUGCAGGAGGCCUCCGAGCAGGCGCGCGCCGCGGACGCGGAGCGCGCGCUGGAGCGGCAGCUGCUGGUCGAAGCCUCUCAGCAGGCCAGCCUGAGGGGGCUGGAGGACGCCACAUCCAGGCAAGUCCGUGAGCUGGCGUCGCAGAAGGUCCGUAUCGACGAGCUCGAGCGGGAGCGGGAGCUGAUGCUUCAGGAGCGCGCGGCGGGGCGCCAGGAGGAGGCUUCGCUUCGAGAGCAUCAGCGCCACCUGGAGGAUGCGUCGGCUGAGCGACAAGUCGUUAUCCUGGAAUUGCAGUGCGAGCUGGAUCGGCACAGCGAGCACAGCGCGCUGCAGCAGACGCGCAUGAAAGGCUUGGAGGCCACUCUGACUCAGGAGGUGUCGCAGCAGACUCGGGCCAGCGAUCUGGAGGGCGAGCUCGAGCGCAGAAGCGAGCAGUGUGCUCUGCAGCAGGGGCGCCUGGCGGAGCUGGAGGACGCGCUGUCUCGCCACGGCCAGCAGGACCAGACGCACCAGAUCCGCAUCGGCGAGCUCGAGCUGGAGCUCGAGCGGCUGCGCCGGCAGGAGUCCGCGGCCCGCGCGCAGGCCCUCUGCCUCGAGAGCGCCACCGCCGAGCAGAGCCUCCGCGGCACGUCGCAGCAGGCGCAGCUGCAGGGGCUGCAGCAGGAGCUGGAGCGCCACGUGCGGCAGGAGGCGCUCGAGCAGGCCCGCGCGAGGGAGCUCGACGACGCGCGCCAGGCCUGCGUCGGGGAGAUGGAGCUUGAGCUGCAGCGUCUUCGCCAGCAGGAGGCCGCGCUGCAGGCGAGCGUCUGGCACCUCGAGGACGCGGCGUCCCAGCAGAGCGUCCACGGCCAGUCGCAGCAGGCUCUCGUGCAGGAGCUGCGGCAGCUGGAGCUGGCACAGCAGACGCGGCUCGGUGAGCUGGAGAGCGCAGCCGAGCAGAGACGCCGGAAAGACGUGGGGCAUCAGUCCCACGUCGAGGAGCUGGCGCUGAAGCUGGAGCGCCAGGUGGCGAAGGAGGCGGCGCAGCAUGCCCGCAUGGAGGAGCUGGAGCGAACGCUGGAGCAGGCGCUGUUGAAGGAAAAGGCGCAGCAGGCCCGAGCUGCGCAGCUGGAGGACAGGGCGCAGGAGAGCGCGGGCGCUGGGACGCGGCUCCUGCAGUGCGAGGAGCGGCUGGCCGAGCUGGAGCAGGAGCUCGUGGACACGCGCGGGAUGCACCACUGGCAGCGGGCGCGGCAGAAGGAGCACGCUGCGGAGCUGGAGCGCAAGCUGGCGGACGUGCAGCAGGCGCGCGGCGGCGGAGCGACGGGCGGCCUCGAGGGGGCGCUCGAGGCGGAGGUGGCGGAGGCGCGCGCGGAGCUGGAGCUGCGCCGGGAGAGGCAGCUCCGCCAGCUGCAGCGGGCGGAGGAGCUGCAGCGCGCGGGCCUCCGGCGCGGCCUCGCCGCGCAGGCGCAGGUGGACAUCUUUGAGCGCCUGCUGCGCGAGCUCGAGGCCGGCCUGCCGCACGAGGCCUGCGCUCCGGCGCCCGUGGCGCGGGCGGCGGCAGCGCCGGGGGCGGGCGCGCCGCAGAGGGUGGCGGUGGUCGAGGCCCCGACGCCAGUGCAUGAGCCGAUCGGGCGCGUCAUGGCGCCCCUGCCAGGGGCCCCGGCGCUGGUGGCGCUGCGCGCCCCGCCCAUGCGGCGGCCCGCGUCGCCACUGCGCCUGGUAGGCCUGGGGUAA